Cladophialophora immunda is the source of this 800-nucleotide messenger RNA. RefSeq lists its product as uncharacterized. NCBI's taxonomy places the organism in Eukaryota, Fungi, Ascomycota, Eurotiomycetes, Chaetothyriales, Herpotrichiellaceae. The transcript has a single exon. The record is from RefSeq and is a predicted model, not a curated record. Bases 189 to 503 code for a protein of 104 amino acids.
UUCCUUCUGUUCAGCCUUUACACAUCGUGUUCUUCUCCGUCAAUCACGCCCGCAGGAGAGCCGUCGAAUUGCUGAUGGAGGGCUGGCCGUAGGUUCGGCGAGGUCGACGGGUUCUGUGGAGGUGCAAGGUCAGGUGCAGCACGAGGGAGAAGUGAGGAGAGCGAGUGGGAUGUUGGUAAAAGGGGACCAUGCAUGUGCUUUGUUCGUCUGUUGACCGCUUUUUGCGCCCAAUGCCCAAUGCAGGUGCCAAGCUUUUCAUUUCCCGUUUCGACGUCUUCGCGUCGGCGCCUCGCCAUGCCAACCUCGACUUCAACCUCAAUCCUCAGCCUCAGCCUGAGACUCAAGCUCAAGCUCCAGCUCCCAGAGAUCAUCAUACGCUGUUCUCUUUUCGUGCCUUUGCGGUCCCUAGGCCACCUGACAACCUUUGUCCCAACAAACGCCGGACUUCCUUGACCGACAGCCCCCCUAUCCUAGGGCGCAGUGCCCAUGAUUUCCUUUUCUAACCGACCAUCGGCGUCUGGGAGUCGCAACCUCCGACAUCUGAUCCCGCCUCGUAUCGACGAGAUUAUGGCCGGCCUUACCGCCAUUCCCACCACCGUGAUCAACGGCUGGAAAAGCAUGUGGCCUCGCGCUAGGUCGGUCCAUCGCUCCUCGGAUCACCCACCCGAUCUGUCAAUAGAUUACGAUUGAUAUGAUGCUCGUGUACUCCGUACAGCGGGAACUAUGGGGUCUCCAUAUCUGGAAUAAUCCAUUUUGAGCGAUGGCCGUGGCCCUACGGAGGACGGAGAAGUCUAAAAACC